Molecule: messenger RNA, 2706 nt
Organism: Punica granatum (pomegranate)
Lineage: Eukaryota; Viridiplantae; Streptophyta; Magnoliopsida; Myrtales; Lythraceae
Source: RefSeq, a predicted model, not a curated record
CCGAUGUAGAGAGAAAGAGCGACAGACAGUCAAGCCAAAGCACCGAAUGAGCGGAGGAGGAUCGACGAUGAUGAUGAAGAGGAAGCACUUGUCCGCCGUCGCCAACGACGUCGUCCAAAGAUGCGCUCUCCAGGGAAGGUGACUGCCACUCUCAGUCCUCCUCGGUCCAUCCCAUCCCUGCACAGGGGGACUGCUCGACGAUCUUGGUGCGCUACUGCAGCUCCGCAAAAAUGGCUCGAAAAUGGUUUUUAUGUGGCAUCUGGUUUUCCAUCGACCAAACACCGGAAACUGCACACGCUGGUUGUAAAAUAAUUUCCUGCAGCAGGAAGGGCGGAUGUAAUGCCGAGCAAUAUUUUGAUAAUCUAUUAACUUCGAUGGAUAUGCCGGAAGGUUUCGAGUACGAUUCAUUCCAGUGAUGUUUAUGAUUACUCUGUUAUCGGACCACAGUGGAUUGAAUUUGUGAAAGCGUAGACUAUGAGGUGGCAGCAUGUCUGAAAAUCCUCGGGUUCUUGCUUACCUCAUCGGGACCAUUCACAUGAACUUUGUAAAGUUAAUAGCACUAGUUUCCUCAAUGUAGUGCGUGCUUGAUCCAGGAAAAUAGGGACCUCAGUGGAGAGACUUGAGGAGGAGUUCGCAGCUGAGUGGAGAGCUGAAUCGAGUGGUUACUCGAGGAAGUUCGUGGAGGUCUGCAGCUCUAAGGCUCUGAGCAAAAUGUGCGAGCGCGUGGGAGAAAAUUUCACUGAUGGAUCGUUCAGUCGGUUGACUUAUGACAUGAUGCUUGCCUGGGAGAUGCCCAGCUCUUCUGAUGAAGAAGCCGCAAUGGAGUGUGUGGGGAAGGAGAAAGAAGAGAAGAAAAGGCUCAUGAAAGUACCGCAGGAGAAUGAUGAAGUUCCUCUCUUCUAUUCCGACCUUAUGCCACUCCUUGUUGAUCACGAGCCUGAUGUUGGGGAGGACGCGUUUGUGUGGUUGGGCUCUUUAUUCCCACUGGUCGCUGAUGUUGUAAAUGGGAGAUUCACAUUCGAGACCCUGACUGCUCCGACAGCAAGCAGGCUCCAUUUUCCGGCAUACGAUAAGUUCUUAAAAGAAAUUGACCAGUGCAUUAAGCAUUUGCAAAAGCAAGAAAAUCCGAAGGCUGUGGAGCUAGCAGAAGAUGAAUUCAUAUUGCACGUUGAAGGCACUGUGAGCUCACAGAGGGUAGUUCGGCAUAUCGGAGGAACAAGUUGGCCUGGCAGGCUCACAUUGACCAAUUACGCGCUCUAUUUCGAGGCAUCUGGAGUGAUAAAUUACGAAGAUGCGGUCAAGAUCGACCUUUCAAAGGACAAAGAAGGCACCGUGAGGCCGGCUGCAACUGGCCCUUGGGGGGCUCCACUUUUCGACAAGGCCAUGGCCUAUGAAUCCCCCGAACUAUCAGAGGGAUUCAUCCUCGAGUUUCCUGAGAUAACGAGCUCCACGAGACGGGACCACUGGCUCGCUCUGACAAAGGAGAUCAUGCUGAUGCACAGAUUCCUGUCCAAGUUUAAGGUAGAGCAUCCCACACAAGUAUGGGAAGUCCAUUCUAGGACGAUUCUUAGCAUCAUAAGGCUCCAUGCUGCGAGAGAAAUGCUCCGAAUCUCGCCCCCUUUGCCCAUGAAGUUCUUGAUCUUCUCCCUGUUCGAUGAGCUCCCAAAAGGUGAUAUCGUGCUUGAGGAGCUUGCAGACAGCUUGAAGAAGGAUGGGGUGAGACAACCCUGCAGCGCAAGCUCGAUUCUGAAGACAGUCAAUAUGUUGGGCUCACUGGACUCUGUGUCGAUUGUAAAGGAAGAGAUCAAGGACUAUGAGGGUACAAGUUCGGGUGGGCCUGAGAGGGAUUACUCUUUGCUGAACACAGCAAUCAAUCAGGUGAGGGAGGAAGCGGAGGAGGUCGAGAUCGCAAAGGCUACAGUUGAAGGGUUGAAGGAUGAAGGGAUCGGCGACAGUGCUAUGGUUCUCAUGGAGCUGCUAAAACCGCUUACAGGUGCACUUCCAUGGCUCCAGGAAACACUAACUUGGGAAAGACCGGUGACUACUCUCGCUGUUCUCUGCAUAACGAUUCUGGUUCUCUAUGAGGAAUGGGUUAACAAGGCAGUUGCGGCUUUCUCACUGUGGCUGGUUGUGAAGAUGCUUCAGGCAAGGAAAAGGAGGAGCCGACAUUGGCAAGACGAGAUUGUGGUCUGUACAGCUUCUGAGCAAAGUACGAUGGAGAGUAUAGUUUCUGCCCAGAAAGGGCUACAGACUGUCCACGCGGUAGUCCAGGCAGCAAACAUUGCACUACUAAAGCUGUGGUCGAUAUUCGUCUCGCUGGCUCCUAAGCAUGCGGAUGCAGUGAUGGUGGCACUGAGUGUAUCAGCGAUGGUAUUGGCAGUGAUUCCCCUCAAAUACAUCCUCAUGGGUGUCACUGUCUAUUCUUUCGCUAUGAACUCAAGGAUGGGGAAGCACAUAGAGAGUGACCGAGGCAACCGGCGGCUCAAGGAGUGGUGGGAUUCGAUACCAGUGGUUCCCGUUCGAGUAGUGGACAAGGCCGAGAACUGUCCAAAGAAGUAGUCUGCCGGUAGUCAGACUAUAAUUACUCACGUCAUAAGGCCGAAAUUGCCGCCAAAGUACUCUGGCUUGGAGAGAUCAUUUCAUAUCUUUUUAUGUCAUUUCUUCGGCAUGUGAUUGUAUAUUAUGGUAGUUUUUCCCUGUAUCAGA